AUGUCAAUGGACACAACGCUUGCUGCUCCAGUUGCGGGAGCAACGUAUUACAAAUUGAAGGCUGGCUCAAUGCUUUCUAAAGCUAAAGCGAUUGAGAAGACUCUGACUGCCGACAAGCUCCAGGAAAUGAGCGAGGAGAAAUUGGAAUUCCAUGUUCAACGCCUGGACGAGAUCAAGACUGCCUUUUUCCAGAUCCAUGACAGACUUGAGGAGCUGGACUUUAAUGAAAUUGGUAGUGUGGUGCGCGAUGACUUCGAGGAGCUUAUCAUCUCAACAAAAAUAAGGUUGAAUCGAGAAUUGGGUAAGCGAAAAGGUCCGGCAAUUCGUAGCUCCACACUCAGGCCAGAGCCCUCCAUGGAUUUCCAUUCCAUGUCAGCGGCAAGGAGAUCUCAUUUACCCGAAUUGAGACUGCCUGAUUUCUCUGGAGGCUAUACCGAAUUUGCGGAUUUUCAGUCGAUGUUCAAGGCCAUUAUCGACAACGAUGUUGAGCUUUCCAACAUUGAGAAGCUGCAGCAUCUCAAGUCUUGCUUGAAGGGUGCCGCCUUGGACACAGUUCGGUCAUUGGAGAUUUGCGAGAUUAAUUAUGCGGUGGCCUGGGAAUUAUUGAACAACCGGUUCAAUAACAAGCGUCUCAUUUUCCAAUCCCACAUUAACGCAAUUUUGAGUCUCCCCAAGGUCGACAUGCAGUGUGCCACGAAGCUGCGAGAAAUGUCCGACAAAAUAAACGCAAAUCUACGUGCUCUCCAGUCUAUGGGUUCUGUUGACCAAAUAGCAAACUGUGUUCUUGUCCAUGUUCUACUGCAAAGGUUGGAUAGCAAAACUCAGGCCAAUUGGGAGGAGUCUGCGGCGAUCGAUGAAAUUCCUUCGAUUGAUCAUUUCACUACUUUCUUGUCAAAGCGUUGUCGAAAACUCGAGAACAUAGAGCACACCGCAGCUUUGUAUUCGAAUUGUUCACCAUCAGGAAUCACUCGCAGCAGAAGUAUCUUAGUCGCCACCAACACUUCGGGACAUGCAUGUGUUGCGUGUGACAGUAGUAGUCACUCCAUCUAUAGCUGUGGUCAAUUCGCCAAUCUGUCGACACAAGAGCGUAUUCUAAAGGCAAGGGACUUGGCACUGUGUUUCAAUUGCCUGAAGAAAGGACAUCAAAUGCGCAAUUGUCGGUCAGGCUGCUGUCGAGUUUGCGGGUCUAAGCAUCAUAGCCUUUUGCACCCUGGCUCUCAGCCUUCAACCGAUGUUCAGCGAGCUCCCGUGGCGGAACUAAGUACGCCGAACGCAAUCGCCUCUAGCCCCUCUAUCUCUUUGCUGGCUCAGAAUUUGGAUUCCGAUAGUGUUUUUCUUCCAACUGCAGCCAUAAGCAUACAAAGUCGAUCAGGUGCCUGGAUCCCAUGCCGCACGCUGCUAGACUCGGGAUCACAAGUCCACGUUGUGACCUCCCGACUUGCUCACCAGUUGGAAUUGCCAAAAACAAAGUCUACAGUAACAGUUGCUGGUCUUGGAGAUGCUCGAUUUGACUGUGAAGGAGCGUCCGUUUGUCUCAAGUUCAAGUCGCAUGCCUCCAAUAACUCCGCAUGCCUAACUGCGCUUGUUGCUCCAGCGAUAACCGAAAAUCAACCCAGUUCGAAUGUUAAGCCCGAUGGCUGGAAAAUUCCCUCCAGUAUUCAGUUGGCCGAUCCUGAAUUUUACAAAUCUCACCGCAUAGAUCUUUUCAUUGGCGCAAGCAUGUUUUUCGAAUUAUUAUCUGUAGGGCAGAUUAAGUUGGCUGCUGGGUUACCCCUAUUACAGAAUUCGAGGCUUGGUUGGAUCGUAACAGGAGGUGGAUCUUCUUCUACAGAGGCAACUGGAUUACAGGAUCAAGCUGUGCAUCGGGAAUUGGUUGCUGCUCGCAUGGAUGACGCUGACGAUCUGAUCAUAGGAGGGCAAUCAACACAAGAGGUCCUCGGAAACAACGACGUUCGAUAUCAAACUCCUGACUCGAAAAAAGAACACUCCUGA
Molecule: messenger RNA, 1992 nt
Organism: Drosophila ficusphila
Lineage: Eukaryota; Metazoa; Arthropoda; Insecta; Diptera; Drosophilidae
Exons: 1
Coding region: 1-1992 (663 amino acids)
Molecular function (GO): nucleic acid binding; zinc ion binding
Source: RefSeq, a predicted model, not a curated record